This is a messenger RNA of Angiostrongylus costaricensis, 1017 nucleotides long. The record is from the annotation of a GenBank genome assembly. NCBI's taxonomy places the organism in Eukaryota, Metazoa, Nematoda, Chromadorea, Rhabditida, Metastrongylidae.
AUGAGUGUCGAUGACGUCAUGGUUAUGACAACAGGUGUUUCUCUUAAUACAUCGCGAUCUUCUUCACAAACAAUUCUUCUGACGGUAUUCGACAGUUCUACAGGACAAACAUUAGGAGAGUGUUCGGAAACAUCAGAAGAAGAUCGUGGUCCCGUCUGUAUUCGUGAUCUACGAGUACAAGAUGAACGUCCUACUGGAUGUCCUCCUCACUUAAUCAGUAACUCAUUCAAAUCCCAGUUUCUGAACUGUAGCUGUCCAUUUAAUGUGGACAAUAACGAAUCUGUGUCCAAGGUUCCACAGUUUCCAACACUUGAGUUGGUUGGGACGGAACGGAGUUCUCAAGCACCAGCUCUAUCGUUACCGAUCAUCAGCUCCUGUGAUAAUUUCGUAUGCCUGAACAACGGAACUUGUGUUAUCAAUCAGAAGGGAUCGGCGGCUUGUCUUUGUCAGAGUGGUUUUACUGGAACUGCUUGUGAAGUGGACCUAUGCUCGGAAUCACUCUGUCAAAACGGUGGUAACUGUCGGACAAAUGGAGGACAAGUCUACUGCGAGUGUCCACCUGCCCUUACUGGUGUUGUGUGCGAAUCGGUAAUAACAGCAUGCGAUCCUCCAUGUAUGAAUGGCAAAUGUAUUAGGGAGAACGGAACGACCCAUUGUGACUGCGACUAUGGAUUCAUUGGCGUACUAUGCAAUGUAGUAGAUGUUUGCCUCAAGGAUGCAGUUUGUGACAUGUUUGGUCGGCAUGCAAAAUGCGUUGUGGAUGAGUCCAACUUCAUUCCAACAUCUUCAAUGCUCUAUAACGCGACAUACAAAUGCCGAUGUCUACAUCCGUUCAAUCGAGGAUUUGUUGAUUGUCUCACUCUGGACCUUUCCACACCAGCGUUCGAGUCUAUCUCGAAUGGUUCCCCUUCUGGAACGAUGUCGACCGCUGGAAUGGUGGGUAUAACGUCAUCGUCGCCAAAUACUGACACCACUAUUUCGCAGCAUGAAAUAAAUGAUUUCGCUGAACGAAAAUGA